AUGUCUGGCCCUUACCCAGAAGAGGAGUUACCUGCCAAUCAUACAGGUCCUAAAGGAGUAAUCAAUGACUGGCGUCAGUUUAAGUUGGACAGUGUGGAUCAGUCUGCUCCUGUAAGCAAGAGAGAGCUUCUCAGACAAAUGUCAAGCACACGAGAAGAUGACAAGGAGAGAUCGCAAAGAAAGAUGAGUGUUCAGGAGUACGAACUGAUCAAAGAAGAGGAUGAACGUUGCCUCAAACACUACAGAAAACAAUGCAUGAAGGAAAUGCAUGAACGCCUGAGUUUUGGUCCAAAGUUUGAAGCGGUCUACGAGCUGGAGAGUGGAGAGGCGUUCCUGGAAGUUAUAGAAAAGGAGCACCGGCUGACCCUUGUGAUAGUGCACAUUUACCAGCAUGGUGUUAAAGGCUGUGAGCAGUUGAACUCAUGUCUGGACUGCCUGGCCUCCGAGUAUUCCAGCAUUAAAUUUUGUCGAAUUGAUGCUGUGGCAACAGGCGCUGCCGAGCGCUUCUCCUCUGAGGUCCUUCCUGCUCUGUUGGUCUAUAAAGCUGGUGAAUUACUUGGUAAUUUCCUGGCAGUUACCAAACACUUCAGUGACGAGUUCUUUGCAACAGACGUGGAGGCUUUCCUCAAUGAUUAUGGCCUGAUACCUGUGAAGGAACUUGCAGCCUGUGCGGAUGUUGAUGACGAGGGAGGGGACGUUGAAUAAGUCCAUGAGGAAAGAGGAAUACAACAGAGAUCGAGAGAAGAGGGAAUGGUGCAGGGUAGGGGAUAAAAGCAGUACACACUAAAACUUGAUAUUUUAUCCAGAUGAGGCGGAAGUAACAACAAAAUCUUUGGUAUAAAUCCUGAAAAUGAGUUAAGUUAUUGAUUCAUUUGAUUUCUGAACCCUGGAUGAAUUAGUGAUACCUGGCAUAAUAAAACAAAACAUGAUCAUUCAGUGCAGCCAUGGCACCAAAACAAGGGGCACAAUUAGGACCAUGCCAGAACUUUUCUAAACUUUAUUAUUUAGCUUGUCAUCCUUUAUUAUUUCAGACAGUAGACUACAUUUCAUAAACAGAGUCAAAAGACAAAUAUGUUUGCUAGUUGACAGAUGUCUCCCCCUGUGAUAACAGUGAACAAAACAACCCAAUGUAAAGCAUGUCAAUAACAGUGAACAAAACAACCCAAUGUAAAGCAUGUCAAUAACAAAACAACCCAAUGUAAAGCAUGUCAAUAACAGUGAACAAAACAACCCAAUGUAAAGCAUGUCAAUAACAAAACAACCCAAUGUAAAGCAUGUCAAUAACAGUGAACAAAACAACUCAAUGUAAAGCAUGUCAGUAACAGUGAACAAAACAACCCAAUGUAAAGCAUGUCAAUAACAGUGAACAAAACAACCCAAUGUAAAGCAUGUCAAUAACAAAACAACCCAAUGUAAAGCAUGUCAAUAACAGUGAACAAAACAACUCAAUGUAAAGCAUGUCAGUAACAGUGAACAAAACAACCCAAUGUAAAGCAUGUCAAUAACAAAAUAACUCAAUGUAAAGCAUGUCAAUAACAAAACAACUCAAUGUAAAGCAUGUCAAUAACAAAACAACCCAAUGUAAAGCAUGUCAAUAACAAAACAACCCAAUGUAAAGCAUGUCAAUAACAGAGAACAAACAACCCAAUGUAAAGCAUGUCAAUAACAAAACAACCCAAUGUAAAGCAUGUCAAUAACAAAACAACCCAAUGUAAAGCAUGUCAAUAACAGAGAACAAACAACCCAAUGUAAAGCAUGUCAAUAACAAAACAACCCAAUGUAAAGCAUGUCAAUAACAGUGAACAAAACAACCCAAUGUAAAGCAUGUCAAUAACAGAGAACUAACAACCCAAUGUAAAGCAUGUCAAUAACAGAGAACAAACAACCCAAUGUAAAGCAUGUCAAUAACAAAACAACCCAAUGUAAAGCAUGUCAAUAACAGAGAACAAACAACCCAAUGUAAAGCAUGUCAAUAACAAAACAACCCAAUGUAAAGCAUGUCAAUAACAGUGAACAAACAACCCAAUGUAAAGCAUGUCAAUAACAAAACAACCCAAUGUAAAGCAUGUCAAUAACAAAACAACCCAAUGUAUAACAUGUCAAUAACAAAAUAACUCAAUGUAAAGCAUGUCAAUAACAAAACAACUCAAUGUAAAGCAUGUCAAUAACAGAGAACAAACAACCCAAUGUAAAGCAUGUCAAUAACAAAACAACCCAAUGUAAAGCAUGUCAAUAACAGUGAACAAACAACCCAAUGUAAAGCAUGUCAAUAACAGAGAACAAACAACCCAAUGUAAAGCAUGUCAAUAACAAAACAACCCAAUGUAAAGCAUGUCAAUAACAGUGAACAAACAACCCAAUGUAAAGCAUGUCAAUAACAGUGAACAAACAACCCAAUGUAAAGCAUGUCAAUAACAAAACAACCCAAUGUAAAGCAUGUCAAUAACAAAACAACCCAAUGUAAAGCAUGUCAAUAACAGUGAACAAAACAACCCAAUGUAAAGCAUGUCAAUAACAAAACAACCCAAUGUAAAGCAUGUCAAUAACAGUGAACAAACAACCCAAUGUAAAGCAUGUCAAUAACAAAACAACCCAAUGUAAAGCAUGUCAAUAACAGUGAACAAAACAACCCAAUGUAAAGCAUGUCAAUAACAAAACAACCCAAUGUAAAGCAUGUCAAUAACAGAGAACAAACAACCCAAUGUAAAGCAUGUCAAUAACAAAACAACCCAAUGUAAAGCAUGUCAAUAACAAAACAACCCAAUGUAAAGCAUGUCAAUAACAGAGAACAAACAACCCAAUGUAAAGCAUGUCAAUAACAAAACAACCCAAUGUAAAGCAUGUCAAUAACAGUGAACAAAACAACCCAAUGUAAAGCAUGUCAAUAACA
Molecule: messenger RNA, 2890 nt
Organism: Labrus bergylta (ballan wrasse)
Lineage: Eukaryota; Metazoa; Chordata; Actinopteri; Labriformes; Labridae
Product: phosducin-like
Biological process (GO): regulation of G protein-coupled receptor signaling pathway
Cellular component (GO): photoreceptor outer segment
Source: RefSeq, a predicted model, not a curated record